AUGCAGAUUUGCAGGAACCUUCAGACUCAUUCCAGCCACAUCCAUCCUCAGGGUCAUUUCCCAAAACUAGAGAACAUUGCUGCCUUCAAACCCAUCUCCACCACCCCACCUCGUUCUUCCUGUGGGGUGCCAGAGAGGAGCAGCUACUGCCAGUCCCCUUCUACCCACGAGGAGCUUUUUAGGUGCUCUCAGGCUUUCUGUGUCCAGGACUGUCCAUAUAGAUCCUCCACACCCCCAUAUGCCCCACUGCUAUUGCCUGCUCACAGGGGUAUGUGUGUAACAGAGGAUAGCAAUGAUACUCAUCUUGGGACACAGACAGAGCCUGGCACUAGACCCAGUUUCAGUUCUGAGAUGCUUCCAUCUGGGUCCAGCAGUGUGGUAUUCUGGUCAUCCCAGGAAGGAUGCUUUAUAUCUCCCCCAUCACAGAACCUGGGACCAUUGGGAUCCCUUACCCUGGCAGUUUGGAUCAAACCAACAGCUCUGGGAGAUAUGGUGGUAGUGGAGAAGCGUUCAGGGGAACGUUUAGUGUUGGUCCUGUUGGUGUCUGAGCAGGCGGUUACGCUGCAGUAUGGCCAGUCUAGUGGUCAACUACCCCUGACUACCAGCUUCAAUACAGAGGGCAAGGUCACACUGGAAAGAUGGACACAUCUGGUAUUGCAGGUCCAUGACAGGCAUGUCAGCCUAUUCCUGGAUGGGCUAGAAGAAGAUGGGACACCAUUUGACACACAGCUUUUGACCUCAAGACUCUAUGAUAUUAGUGAGGACAGCACCAUGUGGGUUGGACUCAGCUCCAAUGGGUCUAAUCAGUUCAUUGGACGGAUGCAGGACUUAAGAUUUUAUCCUGCCACAUUGACUAACAGGGAGAUAGUGGAAGUGCACUCAGGGGUCCUGCCUCGACUUCAUUCCCAGUCAGAGUGUCGCUGUCCUCCCAGCCACCCCAGAGUUCAUCCCAUAGUUGAGAGAUACUGUAUUCCCAACUCAGUUGACGACACUACCAAUAACCGAGUAUUAAGGCUGAACCUUAAUGCCCAUCCUCUUAGUUAUAUCAAUGACCAAGACAUGGGCACCGCCUGGCUGUCUAGGACUAUGACUGCACAAGAGGACAUGGAUGAAGGAAUUACUAUUACUGUGGAUCUAGCAAAUGGGCAAUACCAGGUAUUUUACGUUAUAGUCCAGUUUGGUGGAAUUCUGCCAGAGCGGGUUCGAAUCCAGAGACAAAAUCGUAUCAGCACAGCAGCACAGAGCAGUACCAGCACAGACCCACUCUGGUUGGAUUGGCAGUACAUGGCCCGAGACUGCAGUGUGUUUGGACUGCAAAACAAUGGACCAUUAUUAAGACCCGACUCUGCCAACUGUCUACAACUGCCUCGUGAGGUGCCGUUCUCAGGAGGUAACAUCACGCUCAGCCUUUUGGCACCAGAGCCGAACCCCAGGCCAGGCUACAAUAACUUCUACAGUUCCCCUGGCCUGCAGAGGAUGGUACAGGCCACCCAGGUCAGGAUACAUCUGAGUGGACAAUAUCACACUCGAGGAGCAAUGGUGAACCACAGACACCAAUACUACACCAUCAAUGAAAUCACCAUCAGUGGCAGAUGUGAGUGCCAUGGUCAUGCAGAACACUGUGACACAAAUGUGACUCCCUACCGCUGUCUGUGUCUUCCUGAAAGCCACACAGAGGGACACAAUUGCAAGCGAUGUGCCCCACUCUACAAUGACAAACCCUUCAGGUCAGGUGACCAGCUCCAGCCAAUGAAUUGUCGGCCUUGCCAGUGUCACGACCAUGCCCAUUCCUGUCAUUAUGAUGUCAAAGUUGAUGACCAACCAGAUGAACACUAUAGAGGAGGGGGAGGAUUCUGUGACAACUGCAUGCACAACACUAUGGGAAAGAACUGUGAAAAGUGUAGAAGUCACUUUUUUAGGCUGGAGGGAUCUGACCCAAGUUCAGCUGAUGUGUGUCAGCCCUGCAACUGCCACACAGCUGGAACGAUCAACAGCAGCAUGGAGUGUGAAGAGGUAGGAGGUCAGUGUCAGUGUAAGGCUGCAGUUACAGGCCGACGGUGUACAGACUGUUUGCCAGGCUGGUAUGGCCUCCAUGCCAGACAUUGGACAGGCUGCGUGCACUGUAAUUGUAGUGACAUUGGUGUCACCAGCACCCUGGGUGGAGGAGAUCCCAGCUGUGAUCCAUACACAGGGCAGUGCCACUGCAAACCCCAUAUCACAGGUCUUUCCUGUGACCGCUGUGAAUUUGGCUACUGGAAUCUGUCUCACCCUCAGGGCUGUAUCCCAUGUGACUGUGAUCCACUGGGUUCACUCAGCCCAUUCUGUGAGCCUAAGGGGGGGCACUGUGAGUGUAAGCCAGGGGUUGGGGGGCAGCACUGUGAUUCGUGUGGCAGGGGGUUUUAUGGAUUGAGACAGGAGGGAUCCUGUACCCCCUGCAACUGCUCAAAUGAAGGAACUGCUCCUGGGACAGAGUGCAAUCCUCACACAGGACAGUGUGUGUGUAAAGCACAUGUGGGGGGUCGUCGGUGUGACUCAUGUCGUCGUGGCUACCACAGCCUAGAUCGUCGGAACUCUCUGGGCUGUCUGCCAUGUGUGUGUGAUGUCAUUGGUACAGUGCCAGGGGGGAUGUGCGAUGCAUUGACAGGACAAUGCCCAUGCCGAGAGGGGGUGGAGGGGUCACAGUGUACCCGCUGUGCUCAUAACUACUAUAACAGGAGUUCAGAUAUACAGGGGAGGUCUGAUGGGUGUGUACCAUGCACCUGUGACUCUAGAGGCACGGUGGAGGGGACAGUGUGUGACAGCACCACAGGGCAGUGUGUAUGUGUUCCCACACGUCACAAGCGAGACUGCAGUGGCUGCCGACCUGGCUUCUAUCUGUCGUUAGAGAGCUCUACUGAAGAAAGCAUCUGUGUCGAAUGUAACUGCCACCCCGUCGGAGCAUCACUGGAUGUGUGUGAGGGGCAUACAGGACAGUGUUUGUGUGCAGACCCCUCUGUGCGGGGACAAAGCUGUGACCAGUGUCAAGAGAAGAACUACGGAUUCAACCCUGGUUUGGGCAGGUGCCAGCCUUGUCUUUGUAACCCACUGGGCAGUGUAAAUGGCUCCUGCCACCCAGACUCAGGAGUCUGUCUGUGCAAGGCACUGGUUACUGGAGACAAGUGUGAUGUAUGUCAAUCUGGAGCCAGUCAUAUGGACCCUGAGAACCACCUUGGCUGCAGCAAAGCCCCUUCUCAGCAGCCCAUCCCACAUGGAUUGGUCCUCAGUUUUUCAUCCAUCCAUCUCUCCUGGCACCCUCCUGACUCCCCCAACUCACACAAACUCAACUACACGCUCAUCAGGGAUGGACAUCCAAUACACAGCAUCCAAAGUCACUAUCCUUUCAACCCUGAAUCAUUUGAAGACACUGGUUUGUUUCCCUUUGCCAAUUACUCUUACUGGCUUAGAACUGGUAAUGUGGCCGGCUGGACGGACAGCGCAACAGCCACUUACCAGACUUUAGCGGCAGUACCAGCCAAAGACCAGCUCCAUUUGAACCUUAUUGGGCGGCCAGGUCCAACCAGCGCAAGUUUCAACUGGACUACACCACGCAACGAUACUGGGCCAGUUGAGAGGUUUUUGUUAUCCUCCGUAGAGUCGUUCAGUGGUCCAGAACCUGUUGUCCAUUACAGCGGAUUGUCCACACAGGCAGUAGCAAGCGGUCUAAAGCCUUUCACACAAUACACGUUUACAUUGGAGGCAUGUUCGGCUGGAGGAUGCACCUCCACUCCUCCCUUGUCCGUCCUCACAGGCUCAGCAUCCCCACGGGACCAACACCCACCCAGGAUCAAUGCCACAGGACCACAUACCUUUCAUGCUGCAUGGGGACCCCCCAAAUAUCCUAAUGGAGUCAUCACCCAAUAUGAAGUGUUCCUGCGGGGACCAAUGGAAUCACACAACUUUACAAAUACUUCCAAAGGAAGGAGAGUCUUCAUGAGCUCUGGUUGGUUAGAUCCCAGUGUCACUCCAGACUUAAAUGGCACCAAUGGGAGCAUCGUUCCACCCCCAGAGAGCAGUGCAGUGAUAACGGGUCUGCAGUCAUUUUCAACCUAUCAGAUGAAAGUUGUGAGCAUCAACAAGGCAGGCAAUGUGACAUCAGAAUGGACUACCGCGCGCACUAUGGAGGGAGCUCCAGAGUGGAUGGCUCCUCCAGAGGUGUCUGUGAUGUCAUCCUCCAGUCUGAAGGUCACCUGGAAUUCGAUUGAAGGCCACGGGGUCAUUGCGAGGGGAAAGGUUACAGAAUACAGAGUUAACCUUCUCACCGAACAAACCAACAGUCCCUAUGCUCCCCCAGUUAUUAGUCAGGUGAUACACAGGGCAGGGCCAUCAUCAGAGCCUGUUUAUGUAGUCGAAGGACUAAAACCUUACCGAUGGUAUAACUUCACUGUCACUCUUUGCACAAAGACAGGCUGCAUCACCAGCCUACCGAGCACAGGGCGGACUCUACCGGCAGCACCAAAAGGGUUGUCUGCACUUAGAUUACAGCCAGUGAAUGAGACUGCCAUGCAGAUGCACUGGGACCCCCCAGCCCAACUGAAUGGACCGCCACCUCUCUACCAGGUGGAGCGGACUGAUGUAUCUCUUUCGGACUCCAGAGACCCUGUGGUCAGGGGAACCAGGUUCCCAGGGAGCAGUUAUUAUCUAUUUCCAAGUCACACCCUUCCUGUCAACACUGACUUCACAGGUAUCCAGUUGAGUUUCAGGACUCGAUUCUCGGAUGGCCUGUUGUUAUCUGCCUUCUCCCCAGGAAACCAGGAGGAGUUCUUGGCUCUACAAAUCCUGAAUGGACGUCCAUACUUCUUGUUUGAUCCACAGGGCUCUGCGGUGGCUGUGGGCGUUCGUGGUGAUGGAGGCCGUCGUUAUGAUGAUGGACACUGGCACAGCAUCAUGGCAACAAGGCGAGGGGCCGUGGGAACAAUCGUUGUCAACAAUCAAUACAGAGGUCAAGCAUCAGCUUCCAGCGGCAGCACCAUUAUCGGUGAGAACACGGGGGUGUUUAUUGGGGGGCUACCUGAAGAUUUCACUCUGCUCAGAGGUGAUUCAGGGGAUAUCCGGAUGGUGCGGCAGGGGUUCUCUGGUUGCAUUAGAGAUGUGUGGUUGAAGAUGAUUGACAGCCCAUCAGAAGAGUGGAAGCCUCUGGAUUGGUCUAGUACAACUGAGAGGGUGGCAGCCUAUGAGAGCUGGGAGGGAUGUCCCGUCCAAGUGGAUGAGGGUGCUCAUUUUCUGGGUCAAGGUUACUUGGAAUUGGGUAGCAAUGUGUUCAGCGGCGGAGUGGAUUUUGACAUAAGUAUGGAAUUUAGAACAGAUCAGCUCAAUGCUCUGCUGAUAUUCACGUACAGCACACACUCUGAUGACUACUUGCUGGUGGAGCUGGAAGGCGGUCUACUUUCCUUCGUAAUUUCCUUGGGAGGUCAUGUGACUGAGCUUGGCAUGUGGAUUGGGCUUAGCUACUGUGAUGGAGACUGGAACCAACUCUCAUUGUCAAAGCAUAGUUCAGUCUUCUCUGCCACAGUCAAUGAUUGGGCAGAGGAAAUGAGGGGGGAAGGAGGAGAGAAGAGAUUGAUAGUUGAUUCACCGGUAUAUGUGGGCGGCGUGCCCACUGAGCUAAUGCAUCCAGAUCUGGCCAGAAGAAGUCACAGACAUGGCCUGGGAGGCUGUGUGAGGGGUCUGACCAUUCGAAGUGAUGACAACAAACCUCCCAUCAGUCUUCCUAUUAAUCUCGCCACUGUCCACCACCGCUCUGUUCACGUUUACCUUGACGGUUGUCCAACCAGUGAAAGUCGGUUCCAUUGCCGUGGAAACGAUUCGGUGUUAGUGUAUACUGGGAGAGAGACACAGGCUCGGGAUUAUAGCCUACAACAUUUUACUGAAUAUCUGUACAGGCUUGUGGCAUCAGCUGCAGGCGGCUGGGCAGCAGGACCUUGGAAGAGAGGACGCAGUCGAGGCACUGUACCUAGGUACAUCCCACCCCCAAGCACAGUGCUUAGUGAAAGUGGCUUCAGUGCCAUGGUGAGCUGGGCCCCACCCACAGGUGACAUCAGAGGGUUGAUUGACAGGUACAAGUUGAGAGCCUAUGAAAGGGACCACUCAAAUCGAGAACCAGUUGAAGUCAUAUACCUUGCUAAUGGGAAUUACACAGGGGUGUUGUCAGGUCUGACUCCAUACACACGUUACGUUGUUACAAUAAGUGCCUGUACGCCUGUUGGCUGCACUGAGAGUGAUCGCCUCAGUGAUGGUGGUGAGGGGAGGUGGAGCUUCACAACUCCAGAGGAAGCUCCAGAGGCUGUGGCUCCUCCAGCUGGCAUCUCAUCCCCUUCCAGUCUCUGUGUCACCUGGGGACCCCCAGCUAGACCCAAUGGACACAUCAGAGAGUACCGCCUCUAUCAUAACAACAGAAUGGUCUACAGAGGGAAUGAUACACUAUUCAAUAUCACUGGUCUUGGUGUUUAUUCCACCCAUGUCUUGGUGCUUAGUGUGUGUACUUCAGUGGGCUGCACCAACAGCUCCCAAGUCACCAUGCUAACCUCCCAGCUUCCACCUGGACUUCUACAACCACCAUCUCUAACCCUGAUAGAUGCACGAACCAUUUUGGUUGAGUGGUCUCCUCCCUCACAGGUAAAUGGGAUGUUGGAGUCCUAUUCUCUCUUCCUGUCACAUGACUCGACUGAGCCUGUGCGGGUCUAUAAUAGCUCAGAGCUGUUUGAAGACUAUACCCUCCGCCAUCUGACCCCUGGAACAGUCUACACCAUCACUCUAGAAGCCUGCACAGGAGGUGGGUGUACCUUGAGCCUCUCCAGCGAGGUCCAGACUGAGGAAAGCACCCCAGAGAAUGUUCCGGCACCUCUGGCAAUCCCUUUGUCACCCCAUGUGCUUAACGUUAGUUGGAAGCCUCCUGAUAUGCCCAAUGGUGUAAUAACCAGCUAUGGUCUCUGGCUGGACGGCAAAAUUGUUUUGAAUUCAACUUCCUCCCAAAGGUUCUUUGUGGUGGAUGGUCUUACUCCAUGGAGCCAACACACACUCAGACUACAGGCCUGUACAGCACAGGGCUGUGGCAAGGGACCAUUGGUGGAGAGCCGUACGUUAGAGAUGGCCCCAAUGGGACUUCUUCUGUUGGAAGUGACCAGUCAGGGCUCCCGUUCACUCCAAGCUCGAUGGACAGCCCCCCCCAGACCCAAUGGAAACCUCAGCUACACACUCCACUACAAAAGCAAUGAUGGUGAUGGUGUAUUGGAUGGUGGUACAGCAGCAGGUAGCUGGUUCCCUGUAACAGGCCUUAGGCCCUUUACCAACUACAGCUUUUGGAUCAGAGCCUGUAAUACCCAGGGCUGCGUGGAGAGUCUGCGUCGUGAUGUUACAACACCACCAGCAGCCCCGGAGGGGUUGUUUCCCCCAAGGACAACAAAUGCCAGUGGUACCAGUCUGAAUGUGUCCUGGUCUGCCCCUGCCCAAGCCAAUGCACCCGGCCCACUCUACUACAGUCUGUACACGAGGGCAAUGCCACAAGGACCAGUGAUACGCCUCCUGGAGAAUACAACGGAUGUCUUUUCCUAUUUUGUGGGCGGCCUGUCUCCGUACACGCUCUACUUAUUUAGGGUUGUGGUUUCACACACACAUGGACAGACAGCCACCUCCUGGGCCAGCCUGUGCACCAUGGAAGACAGUCCAGGACCAGUGAAUCCCCCAGCAGUAUUAAAGCUCCAUCCGCAUAAUGUUACAGUUACCUGGGUUCCUCCUUCUCAACCCAAUGGACUCAUUACCAAUUACACCAUCUAUCUCCACCCUGGCUCUAGUUUUAACUUAACUCAUAACCUCACAUCUAUCUCUAGCAGCAGCACAAACCUCACUUCCAGUCCAGUUUUUAGACUUGGCUUUAAACCAAACCUCAUGUCCAGUACUAGUCCCAGUAAAAUGCCAAGCCUUAACCGAGUUCUUGAAACAGGACCAACGUCUAAUCUUACCACAACAGACUCGAGCCUCUCCAUGUUCAACCCAGGCUUUACUGCCAUCUCCAACAGCCAAGGACAUUUACUAGACCACAUCUCUAGCGCUGUCUCAAGCUCCACACCUGGUGACUCAGAAGUCCCCCCUGUUAGCUCAAACACUGUUUCCAAUUCAAGGCAACAUUCCAGUUUCAUCCCCUCACGUUCUGCUGAAUCCAGUACCAUACUCAGUACAAGUGGAAGCCCGACGCCUGUUCCGUCUAGCCAAGCAUCCCACGAAGUCAAUGACAACUCUACACCUGAUACAGGCCAAGACCUCAUUAGCAGCCUUAGCUCCAGUUAUGCUACCACGGGCUUCAGUGUCAUUUCAUCCCCCCUGUCAGUUACUGUUUCAGGGAACACCACCAGUUAUACCUUCCUCAACAUACUUCCAUAUGAGAUCUACACCUUACAGGUAAAAGCAUGUACUAGUGUGGGCUGUUCACUGUCUUGGACGUCACAGCCCUUUCGUACCCCCCCAGCCCCUCCUGAGGGGAUCCCUGCCCCCUACCUUUACUCUGACACCCCCACAUCUGUCCUCCUGUCUUGGGGGGCACCAGAAAGAAACAAUGGACCGCUAGAGGGUUGGUUGGUUGAGCGCAGGGUGGCUGGUACCACCAAGCCCUCCACAGUGGGCCAUUUACCUCCAUCCCAAACCCCCGUCUCCUACUUGGAUUCAUCCUCAGCUCUCAGUCCCUGGACCAACUACCAGUACCGGUUGGUUGCCCACACCCAGGCUGGCGGCAGCACAGGACCAUGGGCAAAUGUGACCACCAGACCUUCUCGGCCAGCAGGUCUCAGUCCACCAAGGUUGACCAUCUUGGGGCCAGAGUCACUCCAGGUCACAUGGUCCCCUCCUCUUAAUGCCAAUGGAGAAAUUGACACCUAUGAGAUUCGCCUUUCACAACGUUGCAUCUCUCACAACAACAAGAAUGGCUCUGAGCUCAACCUCACAGUAACAGGCCUUGUUCCGUAUACAAAGUACAAUGUCACUGUUCUAGCAUGUUCCAAGGGGGGUGGGCAUAUUGGAGGAUGCACAGAGAGCCUGCCUACUCAAGUAACUACAUUACCCACAGUACCCCAGGGUCUUGCACCACUGGCAGUGGUGGCUGUCAGCGAGUCCUUCUUGGCAGUAUCCUGGCAACCUCCAAUGAGACCCAAUGGACCAAACCUCAGAUAUGAGCUGCUCCGACGUAAAACCCACCAGCCCCUGGCUAUUGUCACCAUCCCCACGGCAACAGGACCGCCCCUUCCCCCCUCCAAAGAUCUCCAUCGCUGGCUCCAUGUUUACUCCGGCACCAAAUUGUUCUACCAAGAUAAAGGCCUAAGCAGAUUCACCUGGUAUCAGUACCAGUUACUGGUCCAUAAUGAUGAGGGCUACUCCUCAGGAGAGACUGUUACUGCAGUUACCAUGGCAGGGACCCCCCUCCAGGUGCCAUUUCUGUCUGCUCUGCCUGUUAACCACACCGCCAUACAGGUCAACUGGACACAACCUUCUCUACAAGACCUGCAGGGAGAUGUGGAGUUCUACUUCCUCGCUAUUACUUCUGUCAACUUCAGUCAAACUUUGACUUUUGCCCCUGGAAUUGUCUCUGCAGUGAUAACGGACCUUUGGCCUCGUACCAUAUAUCAGGUGUCAUUAAAAGUGUCCAAUGGAGCCCACAACACCACUGAAGUAAUGGUUAAUGUCACCACAAAGGACGGAGAACCGAUUGGUUUAUCUGCCCCAGAGGUGGUUCCGGUUAACAGCAGUGCUGUGCGUGUCCUCUGGUCCCCUCCUUUGCAGUCUAAUGGAGUAAUAAGCAGUUACCACAUCUACCUCAAUAACCAUCUCCAUGACAGCACAGAUAACAGCUCGGGGUCCUACUUGCUGGGUGAACUCCUGCCAUUCACAAUCUACAGUGUACAGGUUGAGGUGUGCACUAUGUAUGCAUGUGUUAGGAGUAAUAUUACCCAGACAACCACAGUGGAGGACCUCCCUGCUGACCUGGCCAUCCCACAUGCACAAGUGAUCAGUUCCAGGGCAGUGAGGCUGGAGUGGUCCAGUCCAGGCAAGCCUAGUGGGAUCAUGCUGGGCUAUGAGAUCCUCAGACGGACACUCAGGCCAUGUAGUGGAGGGUCAACAGGGGUCACAACCCCUGUGGGGGUGGAGACAGGGGAAGGCGAAGGGGGGAAAGUCAGGUGUUCCUACAUGGAGUGUCCUGUCACUCACAAUGUGUGUGGGGCGUCCUGCUUCCAGCCUGACAUACAAGUAUGCUGUGAGGGAGCAAUAUACACUAGGAAGUCACAUCAUACAUGCUGUGUGGGGCAUUACCUGAGCCUGGCUGACUCCGCCCACUCUGUCUGUUGUGGAGGCAAGCUCCUCCCACCUCUCCCCGAACACCAAUGCUGUGGAGAAUACUAUGUCGCCGUACAAACUGGUGAACAUUGCUGUUCCGACCCCUCUCAGGGCCGUGUGUCAGUGGGACCAGGUGACAGCUGCUGUGGGGGUCUGCCGUAUUCCCUGGAUGGGGGCCAGCUCUGCUGUGGCGGAAAUCUUCAGGAUGGCUAUAGGGCCCAGUGUUGUGGGGGGCAAGUUAUUGACCAUACACUGGUGUGCUGUGGUGAUGCUGAAAAGGGAAGAGUGCAUACACAUACUUCAGGUUUUGUCUGCUGUGGUCAGGAAUACAUAAACCCUUCCACCUCUCUCUGCUGUGUGGACCACCGAGAUGGACACCCCAGAAUACACCCUGUUGGCAAUGCCACAGUAACACUAAGAUGCUGUGGGUCAAAGGUCAUACACCAGGGAGAGGAAUGUUGUAAUGGCAUUGGCUAUGACCCUGAAAGAUACGUUUGUGCUGAUAAACCAACACCUGGACUUUUAACACAGCCCCAGUGUUUGCAGGGUGCUGUGUGUCCUGUAGCCGCAGCCUCUACAGCUUACUGUGGUUCCUGUGACCUGGACCCGUCUAUAACUACCUGCACAUGGGUCCUGACCACUCAUGCACAUGCUGACACACACACCCCAACAACAGCAUAUUCACCUUCUGUGACCAUUUCACAUGGAGCUAAAACUGUAGUCAUGGGUAUGGAUUCACAUCAAACUAAUAACACACACAGAGCGGCGGAUACUACACACACACAGCAUCUUUGGUCUGAGAGAGGCCUGUGUCCCUUUCCUGAAGAGGUGGUUUACAACGGAGAGGCCAAAAGAUACACAUACACAGACUCUGAUUUGGAGCCCUUUACCACCUGAUUCAGAGUGAGGGGUUGGAACAGUGCUGGGAAGGGCUCGAGUGAUGUAAUCACUAUAACCACCAAUGAAGACACACCCUGGGGAGUGGCACCGCCCCUCUGGAGUCGCCUAGGUGACCGAGAUGACAUCAUUCAGCUGCACUGGCAGGCCCCUGCCAGACCUAAUGGUAACAUAAUCCACUACAUCAUCCUGCGUGGUGGACGGGAGCGUUAUCGUGGUGAUGAGAACAGUUUCAUUGAUGUAGGUGGGAUCAGGCCAUUCCAGGAGUACAGCUACCAGCUACGGGCUUGUAAUCGGGCUGGAUGUACAGACAGUGCACAGGUGGUUGCGGUGACAGUCCAGGGGGUUCCAGAGGGGGUGACACCUCCCACGGUGACAGCCUUAAGCCCCACCACCCUCCAUGUGAGCUGGUCUGAACCGAGGCGAGCCAACGGAAUUGUACAGCAGUACCACCUCAACCAGACUGGAACAGGAACCAUAUACACACACACUCAAGGACCCAAAACCUAUACAGCAACCGGUUUGAAGCCGUUCACCGACUACAGUUUUGUGCUGGUGGUGUGUACAGCUGUUGGCUGUGGAGACAGUCUGCCUUCCACAGGACGCACCCUUCAAGACUCUCCGGCUGGAGUAUGGUCAAAACCUAGACACCUAAUAGUAAACACUUACAUGGAGCUGUACUGGGAUCAGCCACUGCAGCCCAACGGGCAGAUCUCCUCCUAUCAACUAAUUAGAGAUGGUCAUGCCAUUUUUACCGGAGACCAACAUGACAGGAACUAUACUGACACUGGCUUGUUGCCAAACCACAGGUAUGUGUAUGAGCUAGAGGCUAGUACAGGCGGUGGGAGUAGUGUCAGUGACAGGUAUGUCAUCCAAACUCCAGCCUUCUGCCCCACUGGAAUCCCACCUCCCCACAAUGUCACAGUUUCUGGUCCCCGCUCCCUCUUUCUAGCCUGGACUCAUCCUGCUCAGUUCAACAGUAGUCAGCGUCUACAUUACAACAUCCUGGUGAACCCAGGAAGUGUCACAGCCAAAGUGCAGCCAGCUGGGCAGGACCUGCACCACAGUGUAGUAGAUCUGGAGCCUUUCACCACCUAUUACAUAAGAGUACAGGCCUGUCAGAUUGCUGGGUGUGGAGUAGGGAAGGGAGUGCAUGCUCGGACAUUGGAGGCUCCACCUGAAGGGUUGGCACCACCCACAGUGAAAGCAGCUGGAGCCAGGGUCUUGGAGGUCCACUGGUCAGCACCCCAAAAACCCAACGGAAUCAUCACCUCCUACUUUAUACACAGGCGUCCAGAAGGCACAGAGGAGGAACUGCUGGUUUUCAUCUGGUCUAAUGGACCGUUUGUGUUCAUCGAUGCAAGCCACUCCCUCCAGCCUUUCAGCCAAUACCACUACAGGAUUCAUGCCCACAACUCCAAAGGUUCAGUUCAUAGUCAAUGGGCCUCAGCCCUCACCCUUGAAGCAAGACCGGAAAAUAUGGCCCCUCCCAUUGCUACACCCACUAGUGCAUACUCAGUUCAUCUGAAGUGGAGAGAACCAAGCGUCCCCAAUGGUCUCAUUUCCCAUUACAGACUGGUUUACAAAAAACACCAACAGGACCCAACACUCAACUCAUCUACAGUUACUGCUCUCACUGUAGAAGGUUCAGACUUAGAAGCGACUGUCUAUGGUCUGGAGCCUUACAGCGAGUAUAGUCUGCGGGUUGAAGCUGUGAACAGUGCAGGCAGAGUUUCCAGUCCGUGGGUGGGGACUCGGACCCUGGAAGCAUCUCCAGCCGGCUUGACAAACUUCACAGUGGAACAGAGGGAGCAGGGCAGGGCACUACUGCUAAACUGGGAUCAGCCACACACACCCAAUGGAGUCAUCAGGAUGUAUAACUUGUACAGUGAGGGGAAUUUGGAGUUCAGCGGUCUGUCUCGACAGUUCCUAUUUAGACGCUUGGAGCCAUGGACUAUUUAUACUCUGAUUUUAGAGGCCUGUACUUCAGCGGGUUGCACACGAACCCCUACCCAGCAGGUUACCACAGAUGCAGCCCCCCCUGCUUCUCAACCCGCACCUAUACCUCUCUCCAUUGGCCCAGACCAGGUGUCCCUUACCUGGGGCCCGCCCUCCCAUCCUAAUGGCCCAAUAGGAGAGUACUUCCUGCUCGGGCAGAGUCUGGAUGAAGUAGGGAGGGGGAGGAGCAAUGAAGAGGAUAUGAAAGGAAAGGUGCUGUUCAGAGAGACUUCUACCCAAGAAGCCAGCAGUUUCUCCUACACGGUGACUGGGCUGCGUCCCUGGACACAGUAUCAGUUCAGCAUCCGUGCUCACAACCCAGCAGGCCACACCCUCAGUCCCUGGGUUAACGUUACAACCAAACAGGCCCCACCCAGUGGCCUGGCCCCUCCAACUGUUGCACAUCUUGAGGGACACCCCAGUGAGCUGUUGGUGUCCUGGAGCCCUCCUCUGGAAACCAACGGGGUCCUGCUGUCUUACAGGAUUCAAAGAAACAAUGUCAGCUUCUCGUUUAGUUUUGACUCUGCCAUUCUCAGCUAUAUAGAUGAGGACCUGUUGCCUUUCACUUCAUACAGCUAUGCAGUCAUAGCCUGUACAUCUGAGGGUUGUGUCACUACCCCUCACACAAACAUCACAACUUUACAAGCUCCUCCUGCAACAGUGGAACCUCCUGCAGUGAACAACAUCACAUCUAAUAGUAUAAAUGCUACAUGGAGUAUACCAGUAACACAGAAUGGGGAGGUGACAGAGUUUGUCCUUAAACUGAAUGACGAAGAGGCUUAUCGAGGGAGAGGCCUGCAUACAGUGCUAUCAGGCCUAUGCCCUAACACGUUGUAUCAUCUCCUCUUAUUGGCUUGUACCAGUGGUGGGUGUACCCCCAGCGCCACAAUGUCCAUGGUAACUGGGGAGGCCCCUCCCUCUGGUCUACUGGCACCAAGUCUUAAGAUCACUGGCCCGGAGUCCAUGGAAGUCAGUUGGAGCCCACCAGAACACCCUAACGGCAACAUCACAGGGUAUGAGCUCAGAAGGGACGGCGAGGUCAUUUACGUUGGCAUGGAAACUCGAUACCAUGACUUCACACUGUUGCCAAGCGUAGAGUAUAGCUACGUCGUCAGGGCCAACAACAGUCAAGGGGCGGUUAACAGCUCAGCUGCUACAGCCAAGACUCACCCAUCAGCUCCCUCUGGUGUAGGGCCCCCCACACUGCAGCCUGUGGGAUCAAGCCAGAUGAGAGUUGAGUGGAGCACUCCUGCUCGUCCUAAUGGAGACAUUGUCAGUUACACAGUGUACCAGCGAGACCCGACCCAACUGAGAACCACCAGCACCACAUUCACUCCAGAGCACAGUGCCUUCAUUGGCCGACACACCACCCUGCAGGGGCUGGAUCCCUUCCACAGGUAUGAGGUGAGGGUGGAGGCCUGUACGGCACUGGGCUGCUCCUCCAGUGACUGGUCUUCUGUUCUCACUCUGGAGUCUCCACCUGCUGGGCAGACCGCACCACUACUUGACUGCCAACCAGACACACACACUGGCCUACAGACCACUUUCUUGCUCACCUGGUCCCCUCCGGCCCAACCUAAUGGUAAACUUCUGCACUAUGAAGUCUACCGCAGACUGGAUCAUAUCACAGAUGCACGUGGAGGUGCUGCAAUUACACUGGUCUGCAGGGAUAUUUCACUCACUUGCCGAGAUGAAGGUCUCCAGGCAUACACCUCAUACCAGUACCAGGUUGUGGCAGUGAACUCGGCUGGUCAUUCUGCCAGCCCAUGGGCUAAUGGGAGAACAGGGCCUGCCCCGCCUGAGGGUGUAGGAGCGCCCACUUUCCUGCACAUCCUUGCAAUCUCAGCAGUAGUUGAUAUCCAUCCUCCGGCACAGCCAAAUGGCAUUAUCAGCCUUUACAGGGUGUUCUCACAGGACCGCAACACACACACACUGCUCUCGGAGGGUACAUCACAUCAGCAGACACUCCAUGGUUUGCGUCCAUACACGCAGUACUGGGUAGGGGUGGAGGCUUGCACAUGUUAUAAGUGUUGUGGCCAAGGACCACUGAGUGAGCUCCACACCCUGGCCGCUCCCCCUGCUCAGCAGCUUCCUCCUCGUCCCAUUACCACAACGUCCCGCUCUGCUCAGCUGGAAUGGGACGAGCCCCUGGCUCCCAAUGGACUUAUUGAGAGCUAUGAGCUACAUGUGAGAUCAUCUUGUCCCCAUCCCCCCCAGCCUGUGCCCCUCCCCUGUGCAGAGGGACCAGUAGAAACCUCUUUCUUUGGCAAGGGGCGGAGCUACAAUGUCACAGGUCUCCAGCCAUACUCCACCUAUGAGCUAAGAGUUGCCUGCUUCAACAACAUGGGCAGCACUGCCUCCAACUGGACUACUGUAACCACACUUGCAGAGUCCCCCCAGUAUGUCGCUCCCUUUUCAGUGGGCAGUAACCUGACUAUGGUAUGGUUGGACUGGGGGGACUCCUUCUCUCUUAACGGGCCCCUGAGGGAGUACAGUGUAACUGAGAACCAGCUGAGGAUAUAUGCUGGUUUCCACAGCUACCUCCAUGUACCACGUACUUCACAGAAGACUCUGUCAUUUCAGGUGACAUGCACCACAGGCAGUGGAAGUGCAAGCACUCCCACCAUCAGAUACAGCCCUGCCAUGGGUCUAGUUGAGCCAACAGAAGGCACAAAACAAGGAGUCAGCCUGUCAGGAACCCCAGUUUACUCUGAGCUGUGGUUCAUCUUGCUGUUAGCACUUCUGGGUCUGUUUCUACUAGCUAUACUACUGGGACUAGUGCUACACAGAGCCCUGAGUAAGAAUCCUUCUGCUAGAGAGCGCCCUCCUCUGGUUGCACUUCAAAAGACCAGACAGCCUGGUGGAGAUACAUAUUUGGUGAGAAACAAUUGGAAUUUUGGAGGGGCAAAAGGUGGACCCUGUCCUGAGUUGUACUCAAAACACCAUUCAGCCACUGUACUCCUUCCUGACCGUCCAGCAGGUCUGACGGACACUAAGAUAGUAGAUGGGGGCUCAUGCUUUAGCCCCAUGUCUGUCCUGCGGGUCCCCAGCCAAACGGACCUCAGCCAUGCCUACUCCCAGCAGUCCCUGUGCCGCAGUGUCAGCCAGCUCAUUGACAGGAAGUCGCUGAUGGAUGAAGGAAGCUGGGACAACCCUCUGGGACAGGACUCUGGGCUGUAUGUGGAAGAAGAGGAGUUUGUGGACAGCUUCAAGGCUUUCAGCUCUGUGAGAAAGGAACACACCAUGUUCAUCGACACUCAGUUGUAA
Lampris incognitus (smalleye Pacific opah) is the source of this 16515-nucleotide messenger RNA. RefSeq names its product Usher syndrome 2A (autosomal recessive, mild) (gene ush2a). NCBI's taxonomy places the organism in Eukaryota, Metazoa, Chordata, Actinopteri, Lampriformes, Lampridae. Gene Ontology annotation, molecular function: protein binding. The record is from RefSeq and is a predicted model, not a curated record.